Capsicum annuum is the source of this 1468-nucleotide messenger RNA. Its product is annotated as xyloglucan endotransglucosylase protein 1. Gene Ontology annotation, molecular function: xyloglucan:xyloglucosyl transferase activity; hydrolase activity, hydrolyzing O-glycosyl compounds. The record is from RefSeq and is a predicted model, not a curated record. Lineage: Eukaryota; Viridiplantae; Streptophyta; Magnoliopsida; Solanales; Solanaceae. Gene Ontology annotation, cellular component: apoplast; cell wall. Bases 436 to 1305 code for a protein of 289 amino acids. Gene Ontology annotation, biological process: cell wall biogenesis; xyloglucan metabolic process. The transcript has 3 exons.
AAUAAGGGUUUCCAGCUCACAGCUAGCCCUUGCCCAUAUUGCUGUCAUAAAAAAUCCGGAUCCUUCCAACUAUGUUCUUCUUCAUAUACUCCAUCCGUUCAUUUUACUUGUCAUAUUUUGCUUCUCGAGAGUCAAACUGCGUGAACUUAGAUCAACAUUUUAAGAUAUUUUUUUUUCAUCAUAUUAAUAAAGAAGGAUUGCAACUUAGCUUAUAACAUUUUUUUUGUAGAGUUUUGAACAACUAAAUUUUAAAUUUUAAAUAUAAAAUUAAUCUAUUUCAAUUUAGCUUUAAAGUUUAGUCAAAUUGACUUUCGUAAAGCCAAAUGUGACAAGUAAAAUGAACGGAGGGAGUAUAAUACACCUAUAAAAGGCUCCUUUAGCCAAACCAAUAACAUCAUUAUCCACACUUUUUAUUUACCAAUUUCAGCUUCCAAAAUGGCUUCUAAAUUUUCAUCAGCGUUGCUUCUUAUUUCAAUACUAAUGAAUAUCCAAUUACUAGCCUCAGCUGGUAAUUUCUAUAGAGAUGUAGACAUUACUUGGGGUGAAGGACGCGGUAAAAUACAAGAAGGCGGCAGAGGCCUCGCCCUGUCUCUUGAUAAACUUUCUGGCUCCGGCUUUCAGUCCAAAAAUGAGUUUCUUUUCGGAAGGUUCGAUAUGCAACUUAAGCUUGUCCCCGGAAACUCUGCUGGCACUGUCACCACUUUCUUCUUAUCUUCACAAGGAACAGGACAUGAUGAGAUUGAUUUCGAGUUCUUGGGCAAUGUCUCUGGCCAGCCUUACACGGUCCAUACAAAUGUUUAUACACAAGGAAAAGGAAACAAAGAACAACAAUUCCACCUUUGGUUCGACCCAACUGCUGCAUUUCACACUUACUCCAUUGUCUGGAACCCUCACCGCAUAGUGUUCUUAGUAGAUAACAGCCCCAUCAGAGUAUUCAACAACCAUGAAAGCAUUGGAGUUCCAUUCCCAAAGAGCCAAGCAAUGAAAGUAUAUUGCAGCUUAUGGAAUGCAGAUGAAUGGGCUACACAAGGAGGCAGAGUGAAAACAGAUUGGUCAGUUGCUCCUUUCACUGCCUAUUACAGAAACAUCAAUAUCGAUGGUUGUGCUGUGUCAUCAGGCACCUCUUCGUGUAAGUCCACCGGCUCAGCAAACAAUGUGAAGCCAUGGCAGACCCAUGAACUUGAUGGUGAGGGAAGGAAUAGGCUCCGAUGGGUGCAGAGUAGACACAUGGUUUACAAUUACUGUGCUGAUUCUAAGAGGUUUCCUCAAGGUUUUUCUGAAGAGUGCAAGCGUUCAAGGUUUUAGGAGAUGAGAUCAUUUAAUCAACUACUCAAGGUUGGAUGCAUAAGAUGAGUGUGAAAUUCCUUAUUCGUUGUACCAAUAAAGUUUUGCUGGUUUUAUCUAUGUAAUUGAAUGUGUAUGGGAACUUCCUUUUGUUAAUAAAAUGUUAUAUGAUAAUGCUGAUCUA